Astyanax mexicanus (Mexican tetra) is the source of this 1643-nucleotide messenger RNA. It is a transcript of the gene ankrd54, whose product is annotated as ankyrin repeat domain 54. Lineage: Eukaryota; Metazoa; Chordata; Actinopteri; Characiformes; Acestrorhamphidae. Gene Ontology annotation, molecular function: protein binding. The coding region runs from base 392 to 1336 and encodes 314 amino acids. The transcript is spliced from 8 exons. The record is from RefSeq and is a predicted model, not a curated record.
UUGAUUGGCUGCGUGCAGUGGGAAGUCAGAGCAAUCGAUGUGCUUGUUAUUGGAGCGGGGCCCUGCUAGUGCUAACACGAAGCAGACGACAUAUUGGCCGUGGCACUGUAUUGAACAGCGGAUUGAUCAAUGUUUCUGUAUUGAUUCGCCGUAGGAAAGAUAGUGAGGCGCUUAUAAUUUAUAAAUUUAUAAUUUGAUCAGAAUAACUGGGAUUUAGGCAGAUAAAAGCCGUGGAUAGAUCUAGGUUAGCUAGGUAAGCUAGCUAACUAACUAGGCUACAGAUGCCAUGCCCUGGUGAAGGGCUGUGGAGGGAAGGAAAACACACCGACAGUUCGCUCGCUAAUGCGGGAAAAAGGCAGGUGAUUUGUCGCUAAAUGAGCUGGUGGUGAAUAUGGACAGCUGGAGUCCCGUAGCCGCGGCUGCAGCAGCUGCAGCAGCUUCCGACGACGAGCGCUCCAGCUCCGAGGGCGAGUACACGCCGAAAGACUCGGAGAAGAGGGAGGAUGGGGCGCGGGUGGCCAUGGGAGCCUCGCCGGCGUUUGGUUUCUCCAGCCUGGACACGCUGGGCGCCCUCAGGCUGCACAGGACCGGGCAGACCGCGGAGAAGAACCUGCGCUACCUGCACUCGCUGUGGAGCCCAGGGGCGCUGCUGCAGGCGGACGCGGGCGCGGCGAGCAAGCCGGGGAAGGUGACUUCGAGCCGGGCGAGGAGGAUGGGGAGGCUCCGACGGAGCAUGGGACCUAUAGGAAAAGACCUUUACGCUGUGAAGAGGCUCAGAGAAGCAGCCAACGGUAACGAUAUUGACACAGUUCGCAGACUGCUGCAAGACGGUAUUGACCCAUGUGCUGCAGAUGACAAAGGAAGAACAGCCUUACAUUUCUCCUCCUGCAAUGGCAACGAGAGCAUCGUUCAGCUCUUGCUAAGUUAUGGCGCUGACCCAAACCAGAGAGACAGUCUUGGGAAUACUCCACUGCAUCUUGCUGCCUGUACCAACCAUGUGCCUGUCAUCACUACCUUACUAAGAGGAGGUGCUCGAGUAGAUGCUUUGGACCGUGCCGGAAGGACCCCUCUACACCUCGCCCGCUCAAAACUCAACAUCUUGCAGGAGGGAGAGUCACGAAGCUUGGAAACCUUGCGAGGAGAAGUCACUCAGAUAAUUCAGAUGCUGCGGGAGUACCUGAAUGUGAUGGGUCAGAGUGAGGAGCGAGAGAGACUGGAGCAUAUUUCUACCCAGCUACAGCACACCCGCACUAAAGAACAGGUGGACGAGGUGACUGACUUACUGGCCAGUUUCACAUCUCUGAGUUUACAGAUGCAGAACAUGGGAGACAGGUAGAGAAGAUGGAUAGCAGCUUACUACAGAAAGCUGAAUCAUGUUUGGAUUACAGAUACCUGAGAUAUUUAUUUAUGUGUGACCAAGUGCUAUCAUUUUCAUGUUUUGGGCAGUCGGUGUAUAAAUAGUAGGACUAAAUUUAUUGCCUUCACACCAUGUUGUCUCUUGGUUGAAAAAAAAAUGUAUGCCUUUCUGUUUUUAAUUGCAUGUUGGUCUGUUUCCAGUAAUGACUGUUCACUGUAAGCCAUUUUUGUAAGUGUUGGACCUGUACCAGACAGUGACAAAAUAAAAAAAAAAUCCUUUUUUGGUC